AAUAUGGUGCCAUGUAAUAUACCAGAGUCUGUUCUGCUUGGUUCAUACUUAGGGGUUGUAGCCAGAGAUCCUAUUUUGGCACCGAUUUCAUUCUCAGAUUGGCGCAAUAAAGGCUUGGAACCAUUUAAGAAGAAAAUGCCAAAUUUGAGUUCCCUGCAAGUAUUAAGCAUUGGAUACUACAAUCUCUUGGUGUGAAGUGGCGCAAUUAUAAAACUAAUUUGAAAGCAGAGCACUGGGAUAGUAGGCCAAUAGAGGAGAUCAUGGAGGAUGUCCCUGCAGGAGUAGACCCAGCGCAGUGGUCUCAGCUUGUUAGUAAGUGGUCACAACCUCAGGACAAGGAGAGGGCAGCAAGAAAUGCAGAAAAUGCCAAAAAACAAACAUGUCCACAUACGAUGGGUCGGGUGAGCUCCGUAAGGAGACAACAAGAAACGUGUAUACAAGAUCGCCUAUUAUUAUGGAAAAUCAAUCGCACUCGUAAAGAUGGGUCAUGGUCAUCUGAGGAGGCCAGACAAAAAUGGCAGGUUGCUCCAUGUGUAUCAUCUCCGAUGGGAUUUACAAGAGGAUCAUGACUGCCAACUCCAUUCUAUAUUUGUUUUUAGUUAUAUGGAGAAGGGAUGCUAUGAUUAUAAAUAUGAGAUUUAUGUGUUCUACUCAAAUAUGUGUGUUGGUUGAGUGUGAAUUCUUCAAGUACAGUGUAAGUGAUGACUACUUGGAUA
Messenger RNA from Dendrobium catenatum, 716 nucleotides. RefSeq lists its product as uncharacterized. NCBI's taxonomy places the organism in Eukaryota, Viridiplantae, Streptophyta, Magnoliopsida, Asparagales, Orchidaceae. The coding region runs from base 261 to 569 and encodes 102 amino acids. The transcript is spliced from 5 exons. The record is from RefSeq and is a predicted model, not a curated record.